AUGAUGGACGAAUCAAAGAACAAAAAUAUACACAUCAAUUAUGGCUCUUUCAGUAAAAAUAGCAGCGAGGAUGGCAAUGGAUUAGUGGACCCAGGUCAAGAAAGACUGAACCAACUCGGCUACAAACAGGAACUAUCAAGAAGACUCUCUACAUUUGCGACAUUUGGUCUGGCAUUUUCAAACAUUGGGAUACUAUCAAAUACAUCGGCGACAUUCCAAACUGUGUUACAAAGAGGUGGUCCUGUGACGAUGCUUCUUAGCUGGAACAUAGUUGCCAUAUUCAUGAUGUGUGUAGCCCUAUCAUUAGCAGAAAUAUGCUCGCUGUAUCCUACCAGCGGUGGUCUGUAUUAUUGGGUGUACGAAUUAGCAAGCAGACAUCCUAAAGGAAGAUCCAAGGCGCCGAUAGCUGCUUUUAUCACUGGAUGGGCCUAUUCGCUAGCAAAUGUUAUUUCCAUCGGUGCUACCAAUGUGACAGUAGCCAUGUCACUGGGAUCUAUUCUUAAAUUGACAUUGGAUGUGGAUGUACCAAAAUCAUGUUUGAUGGUGUUGACUCUUAGUAUCACUUUAUUCCAUGGAUAUUUGAAUACGCGUGACAUGGGUGGUUUGGCAAUUCUGAAUCAGUGGAGCGUGUUUUGGUCAUGCACAGGUCUUUUGGUCAUCAUCACCGCAUUGUCUUGUUUGGCACCACAUAGAAACGCUUCUUGGGUAUUCACGCACUACCAGAACCAAACUGGAUUCGAAAAUCCUGGAUAUGUGCUUGUACUGGGCAUGAUUGGUGCUGCUUAUUCAUUGUUUGGUUGCGAAUGCGCUGCAUCGGUCAAUGAGGAGACCAAGGACGCUGAUAUCUCAUCUCCACUAGCCAUGGUAAGCUCAAUUGCAGUUUCUUGGGCUGUGGGGUUCGCAUUUUUGAUUGUUCUGUUGUUCUCGAUUCAAGACAUUGAUGCCAUUCUUGAUUCAACAUUGCACAUGCCAGUGGCACAGCUCUUCUUUGACGCCAUUGGUGUAUGGGGCACCAUGGGUUUUUUAGUGCUGAUUGUUGUAUGUCAAUUCUGUACAGGUGCAACAACGAUCACGGUCACUUCAAGACAGAUUUAUGCUCUAGCUAGAGAUCAUGCAGCUCCCAUGAGUUCAGAUCUCAAGAAAAUCAACUCUUACAAACUGCCGGGAAACGCUGUCUGGUUCACCGUUGUCAUGACAUGUUUGGUGGUCUUGCCAUUUCCUCUAUCCGAACAUUUAUUCGAAACCAUUGUUAGUGCCACGACCAUCACCAUUCAUUUCAGCUAUGCCAUGGUGUUGGGAUGUCGUCUAAUUGCACCAGAUCCAGAAAAGAAAAAGGGUCGUUUUCACCUUGGCCGGUGGAGUGCUCCUAUCAAUAUUAUUGGGUUUUCGUGGGCAGUGUUUGCCAUUUUUGCAUUCAUAUUGCCUACUUCAUGGCCAAUUACAAGCGAUACUUUUAAUUAUGCCGGUGUAGGUCUAGUUUUGGUGGUCAUGACAGUUGUGUCUUUUUGGUUGGGAUGGGGACGCUAUCAUUACGAGGGCCCAAAGGCUAUGACGGAUGAUAUAUAG
Mucor velutinosus is the source of this 1566-nucleotide messenger RNA. RefSeq lists its product as uncharacterized. Gene Ontology annotation, molecular function: transmembrane transporter activity. Gene Ontology annotation, biological process: amino acid transport; transmembrane transport. The record is from RefSeq and is a predicted model, not a curated record. The transcript is spliced from 10 exons. NCBI's taxonomy places the organism in Eukaryota, Fungi, Mucoromycota, Mucoromycetes, Mucorales, Mucoraceae. Gene Ontology annotation, cellular component: membrane. The coding region runs from base 1 to 1566 and encodes 521 amino acids.